Molecule: messenger RNA, 270 nt
Organism: Brugia pahangi
Lineage: Eukaryota; Metazoa; Nematoda; Chromadorea; Rhabditida; Onchocercidae
Source: the annotation of a GenBank genome assembly
AUGGAUACAUUGAAAUCAUUCAAUACGCGAAACAUUCCUGUCACAAAGAAGAGACAUUCGCAAGAUAAUGGAAAUGAAAUAGCAGUGGCAUCAAAAAGGCCUAAAUUGAAGGAAGAUAAAAUGAUGGUUGCAUCAAAAAGACAAUGUCUUACAAAUCAGAGCAGCAAUGAAAAGAGUUUCACAUCAGCACUACUACCAUUUCCAGCAAUACAACCAACACAUACUGGAUAUAUCAUUUCAGCAACAUUAUUACCAUCAAUUUCAUCAUAA